This is a messenger RNA of Halichondria panicea, 6177 nucleotides long. RefSeq lists its product as uncharacterized. Lineage: Eukaryota; Metazoa; Porifera; Demospongiae; Suberitida; Halichondriidae. The coding region runs from base 108 to 6122 and encodes 2004 amino acids. The record is from RefSeq and is a predicted model, not a curated record. The transcript is spliced from 23 exons. Gene Ontology annotation, cellular component: trans-Golgi network; membrane.
AAAUUGAGUUCACGUGAUCUCGUUCACAAUCCCCUUCCUCUAGUAUCUAUGAUUGCACUGAGCUGCAGCAACCCCCAUAAUCUCACUAACUGAGGCUAGAUUUCGAGAUGGCUAAAGGACCACGGAAGAGAGCUGCCACCAAAGCAGAGGAGAACCCAGAAGAGAUGGAGGCCAGCCCUGGUGAGGGAGGUGAGGAGCCCGUUCAUGCCAGUCUUGAUGCUAAUCAGGCCAAAGAGGGUGGGGAUGAUUACUGGGACCUAUCAGAUGAUGAUGACUGGGGUGGUACGGGUGGCGGUGGCUCUAGACAGAGCUCAGCCUCAAGGCACCGACAAAUUCUCAGACGUUCCAACAUUGAGAUUGGAGUGUCGUUUGUGUGUCAUCUUGUUCUUAUGUGCUUCUACAUUUUCGUGCAUGUGUAUGAUGCUACGAUUUUCAAACGAAGCAAAGGAGUGGGAUUUGAGGGCCACUUCACCUAUGGAGGAAGAUGGAAGUAUCUUACUUACCUGAAUUUGUGGGUCCAGUUUCUGUAUUUCUUUUUGUGCUUCUUUGUGGACAUAAUGCCGUAUGGUGCCACCAAAGUCUCAUUCAGAAAGAUUUGUGAUACUGUGUUUUGCACCGUAGCCCUUCCUCUGCCAAUUUUUGUAGCAGUGAUGUUCUGGGGUAUUUAUGCCAUUGACCGCGAGCUGAUCUACCCAACUUUCCUGGACAACACCAUACCAUCCAUUUUGAACCACUUAUGGCACACAACAGUCGUGUUGUGUGUCCUUGUUGAGCUAGUUGUAGUGUUUCAUCGGUUCCCUGGAAAUUGGACUGCCACUCUUGUCACAUUUGGAUACUCAUUUUCAUACAUGAUCUGGAUAGUCUGGGUGUUCACAAUGUCUCAAGCGUGGCCUUAUCCUUUCUUCAAUAUCAUCCCACUGCCCCUUUUACCACUCUUCUUUUUGGCAUGCUCCUUCAUUGGAUUAUUCUUCUAUUUCUUAGGGAAAAAACUCUGCCAGUUGCGAUGGUCAGAACGGCAUCAAGUGCUGGCUGAGCUAGGACGAAAGAAUGACUGGUCUAUACUAAGAAUGUCACUAAUAGACUUCAACCAGGAGGCCAGAAACCAGGGAUUUCUGCACAUUGCAGUGAAAGAUCUUGGAGAGGAGUCACACUCAUUUUUCAAUGGUGUCCUUCAAGCACUCACCAAGUUACCACCCAUUCAGCUAACAGAGCCUAAAGGGACAGUGCUGUUCCUAAGAUUUCUGAACUACAAAGAGUUACCAUCAUGGGCAAGUGAAGGCCCCAAGUGGAGCGAAUUCAACCCACACAAGCAGAUUAGAGGUGUCCUCGGAGUAUGCAGAUGCUACGACCUAGACGACCUUGACAAUGUCAUCGCUGGUUUCAAGACGUAUUCUAAUCGGUUUGAGAGCAGUUUGUGUGAAUGUAGAUGUAUAAUUUAUGGCUCAAAGUCUGAGCUAGAGGGUGGGAACAUAGAUAUCAACAAGGGACAUUGUCUGAUAGAUUCUGAGCUCGGCAGUGAUGACAUUAAACACGACUGUCUCACCGAAAUAGUCACGGACUUCGCUCUUGCUAUUUACUCCACUCUGAAAUCACGGAUAACACAGUUGAAUAACUCGUUAGCUCGAACAUCUUCUGUCACAGUCUUGCAUUCACCGUUUGAGUCCAAAGAGUACAGUCAUCCUGAAGAUGACCCAGGGCUGGAAUUGAAAUUGACACCCACUCACAUCAAGGCGAGGAUGGAGAAACACCUUGCAGACAUGAGCCUGUUGGUAGGUGACCUCAAAAUGGCCUUUCACUGGUACACCAGUGCACUGCAACUCAUGAGACCUCACCAAAGAGACAACUUGUGGUAUGCUUCCGUCAACGAAGGGCUGGGCGUGACGGCAAUAGUUAUGAAGCUGUGUGAGGAAGUACUGGGACAGAAAGCCCAGGGUUUCACACUUAAUCUUGGACCGCUGAGGAAGCCUGCCAACAAUUCCAGAAUAUCUCGUGUCAGUUCCUCGUCCUCCGGUGGCUCCACCUCAUCACCUCGCUCAACUCUGACCCUUGACCCCAGGCGACAAUCCUCACUCACAGGAGUAGAUAUCGUAAGGCCAAAAUACAAUUCACUGCGGAAACCAGUUGGUACAGUAGAUGGAGAUGGUGAGACAGAUAAGGUUAAUGGUAGUAUAGUGUUCAAGACUGGAGCUGCCAAUGCGGGGGAAUCCCCUUCUUCACGGCCUGCACUGUCAGACGAAGAUGAGUCCGGUGUCUACGGGGAGGAGGAUGACGACGAGGGCUGUUUGCAGGUCAACGAGGCACUCCUGCAUAAGGACUUCAUCGUCGAUAAGUACACUGUUGCGCUCAAGUUUUACGAUAAGGCUAAACACCUUGGAGUUGUGUCCCUCCUGGAAGCUCUGCUCAAGUUCAGCAAGUAUCUCAUUGAUCAAAAGAGUUACAGGGUGGCAAGUGACCAACUGCAGAGAAUGCUGGCAGUGGAAGAGCCCUCCUUCAUCAAUGCCACUGACAAGCUCCAGCUGCAUUGCACCAUAGCGGAGAUGUAUCGUAGCAUGGGACUUCAUCGCAAGGCUGCCUUGUUCACACACUACGCUGCUCGCUGGGCCAGCAAAAUCGCCGAGUCUCCUGACCAAGUCAUAGAGGCUUACAAUCUGAUCGUGACUUGUCUCCCGGACUACAAGCUGAGUCUGCAGUUAGCAGAGCUGCCUAAAAAUGAGGAGUGCUACAACGGCUGGCCCCUGAUACAGGCACAAGUGUUGAAGGACUUUGUUUUUCUAUCAAGAAGGAAACAAGAAAAUGAGCUGACUAUUAGCCACAGCUGCUACCUCCUGCGGUACUUAGCCGAGCACCUCUCCUCUAAAGAUGUACAAGAGAUCACCUUGAUGCUCAAAAACAUUGUGGAGGAAUCUUUGGAGAGGGACAAUGGCUCUCCCAAUUCUGCUACAAUCAAGAAGAUCCAAUCUCCACUGCCUCUGGAAAAUAUCCCCUCGGUUAAAUCCGUAUCUCUAGUCGAGCUCGUGGAUUUGUUAAAGCCAAUCAAAAUCAAGGGCUUUGUAGAGCCAAAAGAAAUUCCUUCGAAGCAAGAAGAAGACAGUCCAUUCAUUUUCUCACCAUAUGAAGCAAGGCGACGUAGGGGGAAGCAGCGUCCUGAGGUUUUGUGGGUGGUGGGUAACCCGGGGGAGAUCAAGCUGAUUGUGGAAAACACACUACCCUUUGACUUGAGAGUAUCUGAAAUGCUGAUUCUGACGGAGGGAGCUCAAGUGGAAAUAUUCCCGACGUCCCUCACCCUGCCCUCAGAGUCGGAGCCCCAGGACAUCAAGCUUAUCACUGUGCCCCGAGAACCAGGCCUUCUGGACAUUAAAGGCUAUGAGGCGGUUGUGUUUGGUAUUCUACACCACGAGUGCAAAGUGAAGAUACCGGAAGACCGCAUAGUGCGAGUGGUCCCUCCUCUGCCGGAGAUUCGUCUGUCUGUACUCCCUGCCUCGGAUGAGUUGCCCCUCUCCCCCGGUAGGGAGGGCAGUCUCAGAGUCACCAGGCCUGCCAUUACUAAAUUUGAGCUGCUUGAUGGAGAAAUUUGCAAGUACGAUUUCCAGCUGGAGUGUCUGGCUAAAGCGCACACCGAUGUGGAGCUUGUCACUGUGACAGUGGCUGACUAUGACAAGGACUACUGUGACAUCUCGUGGGAUGACUCCGAGGUAAAGGCCCUGCUCCCCAUUCUCAGUGGGUCCUGUGGAUCCUUCACUGUCUCCAUACGUGCCAAGAUCCCAGCCUGGUUCAGGGUACUCAAUGAGCACACACAAGGCAUCUCAAAGACCACGGUUUUUCCGAAUUUGAAACAAGAACAAUUGUUUCAAGAUUCAGGCCACCACUCGUACUCAGCCAACACCACACCCAGAGAAUCGCCUACUUCUUCACCAAUUGCAAAACGUAACCAGUCAGCGUUAAGAUCUUCACUCAAGAGCAAGUCUGAUCGUGACUAUUCCAGCUCUAAAGGGAGUGUUUUAAUGGACUCGCUAGACUUGGACCACCCUGCUCUCACCUCCCCACGAAGCACUGCCUCGCUCCCACACUUCAGACGUAGUCCAGGCCAUCAGAGAAACACUAGUUUAGGUGGCGGGACCUUGAAAAGAAAAAAUAGAGGCUCUAAAAGAUUACCAAUGGACAUAGAUGUGUUUGAUAUAAAGCGGGCAUCGAUGGUGUCCAUUCGAUCAGACCCAGGAGACGAAGGAAAGAGCCGACCGAAACUUUCUAGCAAAGGUUCCGAAUCGUCCAAAGCUGUUGCAAUUCCAAAAUCUAUCGAGUCUCGUGCUAGUCCCAUUAGUAACAGCCCUCAUCUAUACUCAGAGAACGGUAUUCCUUCGUCUGUGCAGUCUUCUAACUUACACAGAACUUCCUCUGGAAACAAAAGCUCAACACCUCGAAAGCAGCAGCAGACACCACUCACAAAAGGAAGUAUUUCUGUACCGAUGGGGCCUCUGAUCAGGGAAAAACCCCAACCACCAUCUCGUAAGAAUUUGGAAGGCGAGUUUAAGAUCCAGUACUCAGGUGGAGGUGGUUAUGCCGAGGGUUAUUGUCGGCAGUGUUUCACUAAAUUGCCUAUCGUGGUGAAGCCUUGUCUCGUGUUUGAGCGCUUUGAAGUCCUCUCUACUGAAAAAUCUCGAGAGCUUUUCAAUCUCAAGUACUUUGUUCACAAUAUCUCGAAGAUUAGAGUGGAAGUUUCAGUCAGUAUUGAUCAAAAUUAUGAUGGUGAUAAUGGCAAAACAGCAACCUCUCGAACCCUUGACCCUAAUGGACGGAGUGAGAUGGUCCUCGCCAUAAGGAGAUUCAUCGUCGAUAACAACAAAAAUGAUGGUGACGUGACAAAGCUCUAUUCAGAAAAGGUUGGUGAGGUUGUCAAAGUUCACUGGAAAGAUCUGGAGCAUAACAAGCUGGGUGUGGUCGCACUGGAUGGACUCCGCCUCUCAGCUUCUACGGUGUCCUUAAUGAGACCCAUUCCUUUAAUGUUCAGUUUCUUAAUAGAUGAUCAUACCCUACCUUCACAAAGCUCGUACAGUCACGAGUGUGGUGUUGGAGAUCAAGUCAACGUGGUUGUCGCUAUCAGAAACAGCUCUGGUGUCUCUAUGGCCCCGUCAUUCUUGGUUUUUGAGCCUCAGUUCCACUCGCAGCAGCUGAAGAGACUGCUCAAAGAUGUUGGCCAUAUGAUACUGCACUCUGGGAGUCUAAUUGUUGGGAUACCUCAGCUUGAUCCUGGUAAGAAGUACGUGCACAAAUUGACCUUUGUGUUUCUGCUCAAGGGAAAGUAUCACAUGGAAAUCAAAAAUUAUUUACAAGUUGAAGGACCACCCAGUUUACAAUUUAAGCUACCAGCCACCUCAGCAUCGCAUGUCGAGACCACCACCCCUACUAUAGACGACAGUAAGAAUGAUUCCACUCAAACAAGCACAUCAGCUUCUGUAUCAGUUGACACCAGCCUUUGGUCUUCGUUAUCUCCUCCACGUGAAGGUUCUGUCAGCCCACUCCCAUCCCAGCCAAGACCCCUGUCGCCACGGCAAUCCCCCAGUCCACGAAGGAGUAUUUCCUCUCCAGACUCUCCAGCAAACUUAGCGAGACAGAUGGCCAAAAUAUACGAAGCCAAGAUUGUAGCAAGAUCUGCAAUUGUGUACAAGGAGCCUAAAACUGAUAAGGCGAAUGCUGCUUCUGCUUCUGCUACAAAGGAGAUAAAGUCACCAGAAGUAGAGAGAACUUCAUCAGUUAUAAACUCGACAAAAGCAUUGGCUAGUAUUAAAACUUCACAACGUUCCCCUGAGGUGGUUUUCAAGAAACCUCGUGUGGAUUGUGAUCGUCUAAAUAUUCUGUUGUCAGAGUUUGUGUCUGGUGAUUCUCUCUUGAAAGGAACAGCUGCAUCGCCAGUAGAAGUGACUCGUACCAACAAUCCUACACCACCACCUCUUCCGAGGGGUUACCAUGGAAAAUUAGCAAAAUCUGACAGUGAUUCGAAUAAACGAUUCAGCAGCAUCAAGCAAGAUCACUCUAGUAGGUUUCAGGAGCUUCUAAGACUGCGUUCUCAGAGUCCAAAAUCAGUUAGAGUUUUUUCUGGUCCACAGAUUACGUUUAGUGUGUCAUAAUUUAUACUUUUUUGUUUAUAGGGUGUGUCAUUUUAACAACACUUAUUUUACAUCA